Sinocyclocheilus rhinocerous is the source of this 1488-nucleotide messenger RNA. It is a transcript of the gene wdr55, whose product is annotated as WD repeat domain 55. The transcript has 8 exons. Lineage: Eukaryota; Metazoa; Chordata; Actinopteri; Cypriniformes; Cyprinidae. The record is from RefSeq and is a predicted model, not a curated record. Bases 1 to 1251 code for a protein of 416 amino acids. Gene Ontology annotation, molecular function: protein binding.
AUGCUUGUCAUUAAUGGUGUGAUUCUGCAGCUCUUCUCUGAAAGCUCUGACACGUGUGACACCGUGAGCUCUGUAUUGUUGAAGCUCUUCAGCACUGUAAACGGCAGUGAUGUGUCGCUGUUUGUACAGGAGGAGGCUGCAGAGGAGCCCAAAACACCAAAGAUCCGAGACACACCAGAGGAUAUCAAACUAGAGGCUAUUGCCAACACGAUCGCAUUCCACCCCAGUCAAGACAUCCUGGCAGCUGGAGACAUUGAUGGAGACAUCUACCUAUUCUCGUACUCCUGCGCUGAAGGAGCAAACAAAGAGCUGUGGUCAUCAGGACAUCAUCUGAAGUCCUGCAGGAAAGUGCUGUUCUCCGGCGAUGGACAGAAGCUCUUCAGCGUGUCUAAAGACAAGGCCGUUCACAUCAUGGACGUGGAGGCUGGGAAACUGCUGACACGCAUCCCCAAAGCUCACAAGGCCCCCAUCAACGCCCUGCUGCUGGUGGAUGAGAAUAUCUUUGCGACGGGCGAUGACGAGGGAAUGCUGAAGGUCUGGGACGUGAGGAGAGGAACCUCGUUCAUGGAUCUGAAGCAGCAUGAGGAUUUUAUCAGUGAUAUCACCAUCGAUCAGGACAAACGGACCCUGCUCACUUCCAGUGGCGACGGCACUAUGGGUGUGUUCAAUAUAAGAAGACGAAGAUUUGAACUGCUUUCCGAGUUCCAGAAUGGAGAUCUUAACUCUGUUUGCAUUAUGAAAAGAGGCCGUAAGGUCGUUUGUGGAUCCGGCGAGGGCAAAAUCUACAUUUUUAACUGGAAUGGUUUUGGUGCCACCAGCGACCGGUUUGCGGUUCAGGCCGAGUCUGUGGAUUGUAUUGUGCCGAUCACUGACAGCAUUCUGUGUGCCGCCUCCACCGACGGAGUCAUCAGAGCUGUGAGUGUCCUGCCGAACCGUGUUCUGGGCAGCGUCGGGCAGCACGCCGGCGAGUCCAUCGAGGAGAUCGCGAGAUCCAGAGACACACGCUUCCUCGCCAGCUGCGCUCACGACCAGCUCGUCAAGUUCUGGGACAUCUCCAGCUUACCAGACACCAGAGUCAGCGAUUACCGGCGGAGAAAGAAGAGAGACCGACGCCUCAAAGCUCUGAGUAAUAAAGCUUUCGACACGGGACAGGAUUUCUUCGCCGGCCUUUUAGACUCAACUGAAGAAAACCGGAAUAAAGAAGAUGAAGAGGAGGAGGAGGAGGAGGACAGUGACAGUGGGAGCGACUGAAAAUACUUAACUCCUGCAAUACUGUGUUGCCGUUUCUAUAUUUCAUGUAUAUUUUCUGAAUCAGUUUCUCACACACGCACACAUUAAAUUAUAUGCUAUUACACAUCUGUAUUUGUAUAAUAUAUCAUUUAAAAUACAUGCUGUGCUGUCAUAAACUUUGCUACAUUCAUUGCCCAAGAAACAUCAAAUAACACGUUCACAUAAAAUAGACAGUAUUUGAAACAAAAGUUUCUAUGU